GGAGAUCUGGGAUCCACUGCCGACGCAGUCGAACGUAGCCUCGAAGAGAACUUUGCUCUCGCAAGUCGAUGGGGCUGCAUCCUCCUGAUUGACGAAGCCGACGUCUUCCUUGAAGCCCGCCAGACCGAAAACUUUGACCGCAACAGUCUCGUCGCAGUCUUCCUUCGCACUCUAGAAUACUACACCGGCAUCCUCUUCCUCACCACCAACCGUGUCGGCACAUUCGAUGAAGCCUUUACCUCACGCAUCCACAUCUCCCUCUACUACCCCCCUCUCGACGCAUCCUCGACUUUGGCUGUUUUCCACCGCGGCACUGCCGAGCUCGAGCUCGACGAGCGCUCCAUCGACAAGUUCAUCCUCGAUUACUACGGCCGCAACGAGGAGGCGCGGUGGAACGGUCGGCAGAUCCGCAAUGCGUGUCAGACGGCUCUUGCACUCGCC
Messenger RNA from Trichoderma atroviride IMI 206040, 441 nucleotides. The record is from RefSeq and is a predicted model, not a curated record. NCBI's taxonomy places the organism in Eukaryota, Fungi, Ascomycota, Sordariomycetes, Hypocreales, Hypocreaceae.